Messenger RNA from Melospiza georgiana, 3538 nucleotides. RefSeq names its product antizyme inhibitor 2 (gene AZIN2). Gene Ontology annotation, molecular function: catalytic activity. Bases 437 to 1822 code for a protein of 461 amino acids. NCBI's taxonomy places the organism in Eukaryota, Metazoa, Chordata, Aves, Passeriformes, Passerellidae. The transcript has 12 exons. Gene Ontology annotation, cellular component: cytoplasm. The record is from RefSeq and is a predicted model, not a curated record.
GGAGGGAAGGGGUGCAGAGCCCCCCCAUCCUCUGCAGGGGCUCGGGACAGACAGGGAGCUGGGGCAGGACGCACAGCCGGCCCUGGGGCUGGUUCAUUCUCCUGGGAUACCCAUGGCAGAAGCUGUUUAAAUGCUUUCCGAGGAACCCCAGACCCAAAGGCACAGCUACAGCUCAGGCUGCUGCAGGAGCUCGGUGUUUAUUGGGGAGCCCCCCUGACAGCACACCAGGACACCCGGGAAGGACAACCUGACCCUGAAACCCCAGACCCAAAGGCACAGCAACACCUCAGGAGCUCAGUGUUCCUUGGGGAGACCCCCUGACAGCACGCCAGGACACCUGGGAGGGACACCAGGACUGUGCGUGUCUUAUCCUUAGAAGCCAUCCCCAACUCCAGGGGGCUUUAAAGGAUCAUCCCCACGCCCAGAACAUCCCACCAUGAACGGGUUCUUGAACGAAUCCGACUUCCUGAUGGUGGAGGAGGGCUUCACCACCAGAGACCUCCUGGAGAACCUGCUGGGGGAGCUGUGCCAGGAGGGCCAGCAGCAGCAAGCAUUCUUCGUGGCAGACCUGGGGGACGUCGUGAAGAAGCACCUGUGUUUCCUGAAGGCCCUGCCCAGGGUGAAGCCCUAUUUCCCAGUGAAAUGCAACGGCAGUGAGGGGGUGCUCAGGCUGCUGGCAGAGCUGGGGGCAGGAUUUGCCUGUGCCAACAAGGCAGAGAUCAGCCACGUCCAAGGCAUUGGGGUGCCACCAGACAGGAUCUUCUACAGCAGCCCCUGCAAGCAGGUGGCCCACCUGAGGUAUGCAGCCAGCCACGGGGUCAGGCUGAUGGCCUUUGACAACGAGGUGGAGCUGGGCAAGGUGGCCAGGAGCCACCCCCGUGCCAGGAUGCUGCUGGGGAUCACUGCUGACUCCAUCCCUGCUGCCCACCCCAGCCUGAGCUUUGGCAGCACGCUGCAAUCCUGCGGGCACCUGCUGCAGGCAGCCAAGGACCAGGCUGUGGAGGUUGUUGGCAUCAGCUUCCACCUGGGGAGCCGUGGGCUGGAGCCCCAGGCCUGGGCGCAGGCCGUGGCCACAGCACAGCUGGUGUUUGACAUGGGGACAGAGCUGGGACACCACAUGCACCUCCUGGACAUCGGGGGAGGCUUCCCUGCCACCGAGGACACCAGAGCCCCGCUGGAAGAGAUUGCUGCUGGGAUAAACUCUGCCUUGGAUUUGUACUUCCCUGAGGGCAGCGGGGUGGAAAUUAUCGCCAGGCCUGGGCGUUACUUCGUCACCUCUGCCUUCACCUUGGCUGUCAGCAUCACUGCCUUGGAGGAGAUCCCUGUGGAGCAGCCUGGCUCUGAUGAGGAAGAGUGUGGCAGCAAGAAGAGCUUGGUCUAUCACCUCAGUGACGGCAUCUACGGUGCCUUCAGCUGCCUCCUGUUCGACAGCCCCUGCCCCAGGCCCCGGCUGCACAGGAGGCCGUGCCCAGAGCAGCCCUGGCACAGCUGCAGCCUGCGGGGCCCGCGGGGGCACGCUGAGGAGCCCAGCAUCGCCGAGGGGCUGCGGCUGCCCCAGCUGCACGUGGGGGACUGGCUGAUCUUCGGGGACAUGGGAGCCUACAGCAUGCCAACGUCACCCCUGGGCACAGCUGGCAGCGCCCAGGCUCGGGUCACCUACGCCAUGUCCCGCAUGGCCUGGAAAACCAUCCAGCUGUUGCAGGGAAAGCCACCCCAGACAGAAGAAGAGCGUGAGAGCCUCUGCACACCCCUGUCCUGUGGCUGGGAGAUGGCAGAGACCCUUUGUGUGCCCCCUGUCUUCGCUCCAGCUGGCAUCAUCUGAGCAGCUCUGGGCAAGGAGCCACGCUGGGAAAGGGCCUGUGGUGGUGUUGGCAGGAGAAAUGUCCCAAAAUGGUGUUGGGGUGGGAAAAUCCCAUAAUGGUAUUGGGGGAAAAUCCCAUUGCAGCACCAGGGAAAAUGUCCCAUCAGGGUGUUGGGGUGGGUCCCAUGAUAUUGUGGUGAGAAAUGUCCCAUAAUGGUAUUAGGAUGGGAAAAAUCCCAUUGCAGCACCAGGGGAAAUGUCCCAUCAGGGUGUUGGGGUGGGAAAUAUCCCAUAAUGGUAUUGGGGAAAAAUCCCAUUGCAGCACCAGGGGAAAUGUCCCAUCAUGGUAUUGGGGUGGGAAAAAAUCCCAUAAUGGUAUUGGGGAAAAAUCCCAUUGCAGCACCAGGGAAAAUGUCCCAUAAUCAUAAUGGUGUUGGGGUGGGGAAAAAUGCCAUUGCAGCACCAGGGGAAAUGUCCCAUAAUGGUGUUGGGGUGGGAAAAUCCCAUAAUGGUAUGGGGGAAAAAUCCCAUUGCAGCACUAGGGGAAAUGUCCCAUAAUGAUAUCAGGGUGGGAAAAAUCCCAUAAUGGUGUUGGGGUGGGAAAAAUCCCAUUGCAGCACCAGGAGAAAUGUCCCAUAAUGAUAUCAGGGUGGGAAAAAUCCCAAAAUGGUGUUGGGAUGGGAAAAAUCCCAUAAUGGUAUUGGGGUGGGGAAAAUCCCAUCAUGGUAUUGGGGAAAAAUCCCAUUGCAGCACCAGGGAAAAUGUCCUAUAAUGGUGUUGGGGUGGGAAAAAUCCCAUGGCAGCACCAGGAGAAAUGUCCUAUAAUGGUAUUGGGGUGGAAAAUGUCCCACAAUGGUGUUGGGGAGGGAAAUGUCCCAUGGCAGCAGCAGGGGAAAUGUCCCAAAAUUUGAUUAGGGUGGGAAAUGUCCCAGAAUGGGAUUGGGAUGGUAAAAAACCCAUAAGGGUGUUGGAGUGGGAAAAAUCCCAUUGCAGAACCAGGGGAAAUAUCCCAUAAUGGUAUUGGGGUGGGGAAAAUCCCAUGAUGAUGUUGGGGUGGGGAAAAAUCCCAUUGCAGAACCAGGGGAAAUAUCCUAUAAUGGUGUUAGGGACAUUAGGGUGGAGAAAAUCCCACUGGGUGUCUGACUCCAUCCCAGUCUGUUAGCUGAAAAUUAUCAAAAGAUUUUUGUGAGUUUUCUAAUUUGGGAUUAAUGCUGGCGAAUUUUCAGGGUUUAGCGUCUCUUUUUGGGUCGAGAAAUCUGUCCCAAACACUAGGGGGACUCUGGAGCUAUUUGGGAACAGUUAUUUUUUGAAAUUCUUUUGUGUUGGGAUCAAAGGGUUGGCAUUUGCAGAGGUGAAAUAAUUCUCAGUCUGUCCUGUAUUUAUUAAAGCAGCUGUCAUAUUCCACCCUCCCCGUGAAAAACACCAAUCUCCUGUUUUUAAAAUUUUAAAAAUUUAAUAGUAAUAAAAUGGUUAUAAAAAUAGUCAUACAAUUAGAUUAAUAAUAAUUUGGACAAUUUGAAUUAGGCCAAUAUGAGACAACAAAUACAAAGGGUUAUAGACAGUCCAGGUAUCUUUUUCUGGGCAGCACGAGCCCGAAAAAGGACACAGUUAACAAAGGAUUAACCCUUAAAAAAAGUAACCUGUUGCACAUUCACACACCUCAAACACGAUGCAUAAAUUCCAUUCAAACACAGGAUUCUGUCUGUGCUGUCCUCUCCCAUAAAUCCUGCUCCUCCA